UCCAUGGGACCUAUGGAUGCGGAAGAUCAACGGAAGUCAAACUUGUUUUGCAUCACGCGCUACUGAGCACCUGUCUUCGGAAUGAACUGGGCUUCACCUCCACCGCUGUAUCCAGUCCUCUCUAUACACCCGUCAUCUGGCUCUGGCAGAGGCGUCCCCCCCCCCCCGUCCCGUCUCCUGCCUGAAGCUGAGCCUCUCACCCGCCACUGUCAGUAAUCACUCGCGCUGCAAACUAUAAACCCAUCAUGGCGGCCGCCACCAGGCUCACGUCAAGGUUGGCACUGGUCACCGGAGGAGGCAGUGGAAUUGGACGGGCGGUGUGCCAGCGCCUCGCCUCUGAGGGCGCCUCCGUGGUGGUCGCCGACAUCAGCGAGGAGUCGGCCAACGAGACCCUGGGGAGGCUGCAGAGUGACCUCAGAGGACAGGGUCACAUGGUGGCGGUGGUGGAUGUGUCGUCAAAAGAGAGCGUGAAGAAGCUGGUCACAAGUAUACAGACUCAGUACUUUCAGCCUCCCUCGAUGUGUGUGAACGCAGCAGGCAUCACCCAGGACGACUUCCUGCUCAACAUGGCGGAGGAUCAGUUUGACAAAGUCAUCCAGGUCAACCUAAAGGGUUCAUUCUUGGUCCUUCAGGCUGUGGCUCAGGCUCUGGUGGCCUGUGGAGCACCCAAAGGAUCCAUCGUUACCGUGGGCAGCAUCGUGGGGAAGGUGGGAAACAUCGGACAGGCAAAUUACUCCGCCUCUAAAGCAGGAGUGGAGGGUUUAACCAGGACGGCUGCCAAAGAGCUCAGCAGGUUUGGGAUUCGGUGUAAUUGUGUGCUGCCAGGUUUCAUAUCAACUCCGAUGACGGAGAAAGUUCCAGAGAAGGUUAUUAGCAAGAUGAAGUCCUUGGUGCCUCUGGGGAGAAUGGGUGAGCCUGCAGAGGUCGCUGAUGUCUGUGCCUUUCUGGUCUCAGAUGACUCUCGAUACAUCACAGGAACCAGUGUGGAAGUGACAGGUGGACUUUUCAUGGGAUAAAUCGUCCUUCAGCCAAGACCAGUGACCAGUAAUCUAACUGUGAAUGUACUUUAUUUGCUCUUUAUGAUUAUAGUUGAUUGUUUCAUAAAUGUGGUUGACGACAUUCUACACAAUAUAAAGCCACUUUUGUGCCACAUCUUUCACCUGUUUGUAAUAUGUCUGUACUGAAUGGAAUAUUUUAAUUUGUAAGCUCAGAAUUAAAAGUAUUUUACUUCAGCCUUCUGGUGACCUGUAGAGUUUCACUCUGUUGAUUUUGGCGGUCCCUGUGGACAAAAAGUGGUAGUGCUCGCACCAGAGUCCCUUUAGAAAACCUCAGUUUGCUGCAGUAGGGUCUGACAGUCUGCCCCACUCAGUCCUGGUUCUGGUUCUCCCGUGCCCCCCUUCCCUCC
Messenger RNA from Anoplopoma fimbria (sablefish), 1405 nucleotides. RefSeq names its product hydroxysteroid (17-beta) dehydrogenase 8 (gene hsd17b8). Gene Ontology annotation, molecular function: oxidoreductase activity, acting on the CH-OH group of donors, NAD or NADP as acceptor. Bases 246 to 1016 code for a protein of 256 amino acids. The transcript has 9 exons. NCBI's taxonomy places the organism in Eukaryota, Metazoa, Chordata, Actinopteri, Perciformes, Anoplopomatidae. The record is from RefSeq and is a predicted model, not a curated record.